AAGAACAUAUAUAUCCCUAUAAAUAUUCAGCGUAUCAGCUCAAUAUUCCAUAGCUUUAACGAUGGAGAAUUUUCAUUUAUCCAUUUCCCUGGUUUUGCUUCUUCUUCUUCCUCCUCUUCUGCAGGUUUCAUGCACUGAGAAACAGGUGUAUAUAGUGUACUUUGGAGAACACAGUGGAGACAAAACAUUGCAAGAAAUCGAAGAAAGCCAUCACUCGUAUCUCUUCUCCGUAAAGGAAACCGAAAAUGAUGCAAUAUCUUCUCUUGUUUACAGUUACAAGCACACCAUCAAUGGCUUCGCCGCUCUUCUCACUCCAAUGGAAGCUUCCAAACUAUCCGAUAUGGAGGAAGUGGUGUCUGUGUUUCGGAGCCACCCGAGAAAGUACUCACUGCACACAACAAGAUCAUGGGAAUUUGCUGGUUUACAAUACGAGGCAACAAAAAUGAACAAGGAAGAUUUAUUACUUAAAUCCAGAUAUGGCAAAGAUGUUAUUAUUGGCAUCUUAGACAAUGGUGUGUGGCCGGAGUCGAAAAGCUUCGGGGACGAAGGGGUGGGCCCCAUACCGAAAACAUGGAAAGGAACUUGCCUAUCUGGUGAUGCAUUCAACUCUUCACAUUGUAAUAAGAAAAUAAUUGGGGCCCGAUAUUACAUAAAGGGCUACGAAGCCUACUACGGCCCACUAAACAGAACGCUCGAUUUUCUCUCACCUCGCGACAAAGACGGACACGGGACCCACACAUCGUCCACCGCCGCCGGCCGCCGGGUCAACAAUGUCUCCGCCCUGGGCGGCUUCGCCUCAGGCACCGCCUCCGGCGGCGCACCCCUGGCUCGCCUGGCCAUCUACAAAGUGUGCUGGGCCGUACCGGGCCACGGCAAAGAAGACGGCAACACCUGCUUCGAGGCGGACAUGCUCGCCGCCAUUGACGACGCCAUUUCCGACGGUGUUGAUGUACUGAGCAUUUCGAUCGGAACAAAAGACCCCACGCCGUUCAAUCAGGACGGAAUCGCAAUCGGCUCUCUUCACGCCGUCAAGAAAAACAUCGUCGUCGCAUGCAGCGCCGGAAAUGCCGGACCCACCCCAUCCACCUUGUCCAAUCCAGCUCCGUGGAUUAUCACGGUCGGAGCGAGCAGCGUCGACCGGAAAUUUUCAGCACCGGUCGUGCUCGGGAAUGGCAUCAAACUCGCGGGGCAAACAGUAACUCCAUAUAAACUGGAAAACAGAUUGUACCCGUUAGUCUACGCGGGUCAAGUAAUCAACCCUGACGUGCAGAAAAACUUAUCCGGACAAUGUUUACCUGGUUCGCUUUCACCAUCGAAAGCAAAAGGAAAAAUCGUGUUGUGUUUGAGAGGGAAUGGAACUCGAGUCGGUAAAGGCAUGGAGGUGAAAAGAGCGGGAGGAAUCGGUUUCAUAUUAGGAAACAGUGAAGCAAACGGAGAUGAAUUAGCAGCAGAUGCGCAUCUUCUUCCGGCCACAGCUGUCAAUCAUGUAAACGCUCUCGAAAUUCUCAAAUACAUCAAUUCUACACGAGCACCAAAAGCGUAUAUCGAACCAGCAAAGACGGUACUAGACACCAAACCAGCUCCUUUCAUGGCUGCUUUCUCCAGCAGAGGCCCCAGCACUGUUUCACCCGAUAUUCUAAAGCCCGAUAUCACAGCCCCUGGAAUAAAUAUACUAGCAGCAUGGAGCGAAGCAUCUUCUCCGACAAAGUUGGCAGCAGAUAAUCGGAUCGUGAAAUAUAAUAUUCUAUCGGGAACUUCAAUGUCAUGCCCACAUAUAGGCGGUGCAUCUGCUCUUAUCAAAGCCAUACACCCCACUUGGAGCAGUGCCGCCAUAAGAUCUGCUCUUGUCACCUCCGCUGGACUGACUAACAACGAGGGUAAUCCUAUCAGCGAUGCAUCCGGCAAUCCAGCGGACCCGUUCCAAUUCGGGUCGGGUCAUUUCAGGCCCACGAAAGCAGCGGAUCCUGGGCUCGUGUACGAUGCUUCUUACAAAGACUAUCUUCUCUUCUUAUGCGGCAACGGAAUCAAGAAUCUUGAUUCUUCAUUCAAAUGCCCGAAGAAGUCACCAUCUAUGGGCGAUCUCAAUUACCCAUCUCUGGCAAUACCGAAACUCAACGGCACAUAUACAACGGUGAGAACAGUUACGAAUGUGGGCGGAGGCAAGAGUGUGUAUUUUGUGAGCGUAAAACCUCCACCUGGAAUCUCGGUGAAAAUAUCGCCUCCUAUAAUAUACUUCAGCCGUGCUGGACAGAAGAGAAGUUUCACCAUCACCGUAAAAAUAGAGACAAGCACCGUUGAGAAAGAUAAGUAUGUGUUUGGAUGGUAUACAUGGUUCGACGGAAUCCACAAUGUUCGAAGCCCCAUCGCUGUUUCAGUAGCAUAAUCAUUUUUUUCUGUGUAUUGAUAAACAGAUUUACUCUAUAUACAUUAGCUCACAAUAAAAAAGAAAAAAUAAAUAAAAGAAAAGGGGAUGUUGAGUAUGCAAUUUGGAUACAACAAUUGAUCAUUGGAUGAAACAGUAACAAAACCAAAAUUUUGGAGCC
Erythranthe guttata (spotted monkey flower) is the source of this 2543-nucleotide messenger RNA. RefSeq names its product subtilisin-like protease SBT5.6. Lineage: Eukaryota; Viridiplantae; Streptophyta; Magnoliopsida; Lamiales; Phrymaceae. Gene Ontology annotation, biological process: proteolysis. The record is from RefSeq and is a predicted model, not a curated record. Gene Ontology annotation, molecular function: serine-type endopeptidase activity.